CUCUUUCUUAAGCAUAGUACGACUCUUUGUGAGUUAUUGUUUACAACUCCAGCCGUAUGGCUCACUUGCGGCCCCUAGUGGCUCGAAGUCAGUACUGCUGGCUAACAUGUAAACACGGAAGCAGAGUGACAAUAACAAAGGUAAGCCGGGGGACAGACAGUGCACAGGGAUACGGGCAACCAUGUGAUAUGUUAUCAUAACUAACUUAUCUUGUUCUCUCCUUAUAGCUGGGUCCUUCCAGUGGCAGCCAUGGCACAACAUCGAGGGGUGAAUGGGCUGAGGUUCAACCAGGACCAGAGUGAGUGCCAGGGACUGGACCCUAAAUAUAUACAUUUAAUACCAACCCCCACACACUGUGUCACUUAGCACAGGGGGGGGGUUAUAAAUACAGAUUUUUAAAUAGGUCAGAUUGUCCUCUGAGUUACAGCUGUUAUGAUUAGCAAGUCACAGGUUGUUUGAGGGUAAUGGGAGUUAUGGUUCACAGCUUGUGGGCCCCCAUACAAUAGAACCCCUAUCACCAUGUUCCAGCAUCACUAAACGAGUUAAGUGACCAUUUUACAGGAAGGCAGUAUUUGGCAUUAUUAGUUACACCUCUGAGCUACAAGUCCCAUCUUGUUUAUUGGAGAUAAUUGUUCAAUCUAUGAAUCUAAAAAUGUAUAUAUUGUGUGUUACUGAGUGGGCAUGGGGAGCUGAAAUGACAGAUCACAUUUCCUUGUUGGAUUGAAAAAAAGCUCUGUCAGUGUAUACAGUUCACAUUGGAUCACAUUUACCCUUUGCCAAUUAAAUAACACUAUACAGGUUACUCCCUCCCUCCCCAGGUGAAAGUAGCUAAGCUGGAAAUACAGAGAUGUGGCAACAUAUAUUUCUAAAAUGAAGGCCAAGAUAGCUCAGUUGGGAUAAUAGGCCAUCACUAGCUUGCAUUGUGGGGGGAGGGGACUCGCAGGUCCUCUCUUGUGAACCCUAUCUAAUUAUUUUUACUGGCUUACCGUUCGCUGUUGGGGGUUAAUGGAUUAAUAUUUUAUUAAUUUGUGGUUGUAGGUUGUUUCUGUUGUGCUAUGGAGACUGGAGUGCGCAUCUUUAACAUUGAGCCUCUAAUGGAAAAGGGACAUCUUGGUGAGAAUCACAAGGGAAGAGUGGAUGCUUGCAUCAUUUUCUGCCCUGGCCUUUUGUUCCAUUCACCUGGAACUAGGGGGGGGCAAAGGUGGUGUUCGUCACACUAGGCCACAGUUCUAACCUUGCCUUUGUCCCUUAGAUCUGGAGCAGGUGGGCAGUGUUGGACAAGUGGAGAUGCUGCACAGGUGUAAUCUGCUGGCACUGGUGGGUGGUGGCAGCAAUCCCAAAUUCUCAGACAUUUCAGGUAUAAAACCUGCACUUUAAGUGCUUUUCCCAUAAAUCUCUUGGCUUUAUUUAUGUUUUCUUUAGCAUGCUUCCUGUUGAUAAAGAUUGUGUGAUUCUUAUGGCUGUAUCUCUGUUCUCCAGUGCUGAUUUGGGAUGACUCUCGUGAUGGAAAAGAUAAGCUGGUCUUGGAGUUCACAUUCACUAAACCUGUGCUUAGUGUCCGUUUGAGGUCUGACAAGUGAGUGGUUAGGAUUACUGGAUUCACAAAUUAUAUUGUUUUUAUUUCAUCAUCCAAUAAAUGAACAGUCUUCGGGAGAAAUAAAACCUUUUUGAAGUUCUUACAUGUGGUGCAAAUUGUCGUAGCUUGUAGUUUCCUGCAGUGAGCUCUGCUUACACUAGGAUGUAGCUGGUAUCUCUUAGCCAAACCUGGCCUUCCCAUUGUAUUAAAUAAAAUUGUUAUAUCCCAUAAUCCCCACUUCAGUGCUAAGAUGACUAAUGCUUUAUAUUUAUUUUCACUCCAUACAUUCUACUGCCCUUUUUCUUUUUUUAUUUGAAUGUUAUUUAUUUGGUACAGGAUAAUCUUAGCACAAUAUCUCUCUGACAUCUGAUUCCCCACUUGCUGUUGAAUAGCAUCUACUUACAUUUGGGAUUUAUUCACUAAACAGAAUUGUGGUUAUUCACCUCUAACGUUAGGUGAAAGUAGCUAAGCUGUAAAUACAGAGAUGUGGCAACAUAUAUUUCUAAAAUGAAGGCCAAGAUAGCUCAGUUGGGAUAAUAUUAGAACUCCUAAAUCUUGAAUUUAAUCGUGCAAAUUUCUGUUCUUGGUUCGCUGUUUAGUGGUUGUGCCUCUUUGAUUCCCCGUUAGAACUAACCGUGUGCUUUUACGCAGGAUUGUCAUUGUGGUGAAGAAUCGGAUAUACGUUUACUCUUUCCCUGACAACCCAACAAAACUCUUUGAAUUUGACACACGAGACAACCCCAAAGGUAAACACUUUUCACUCUUCGUGAAAACAUCCACAAAGUGUUUGCAUUCUUUGUAGAGUGCCUAUUACCUUUUUGUUAUUGUUACUUUUUGGUUGACUUGUCUUCUGGUACCUCUUUAAAGUAUCAGUCUCUAUUGGUGUUCUUUUGGAAUUCUGUUUAAGUGUUCUAGACAUUACUUGUUAUUAGACUUUUGGUUUGGUAUAAAAUGGUUUUGGAGAUACCAUUUAUUCAUAUUUUUGUGAGGGAUACAUUACAGACUGUCCUUAUUGCGUCUCUGUAUGCUGUAAUCCAUUCACUUAUCACCUGUAAGUUCUGGUACAUCCUGAGAGGAAAUUAUCUUAGACAUUCCUUCUGUAUGGCAAUUGUUACCUCGGGUACAUGUCUUUGUGUAUGUAUGUGUGUGUACAUAUAAUUUUUCAUUUCUUUCCCUCCUUAGGUCUGUGUGACCUUUGCCCCAGUAUGGAGAAACAGCUACUGGUUUUCCCAGGACACAAAUGUGGCAGCCUGCAGCUUGUGGUAAGUUUAAGAAACCGUAGACAUUUGGAGUUGGUUUUGAAAUCUGGUUCUGAUGGCUUGCGCUGUGUGUUUAGGACCUGUGCAAUGCAAAACCAAGCAGCUCAUCCGCACCAUUCACUAUCAACGCUCAUCAGAGCGAGCUUGGAUGCCUGGCGGUAAAUCAGCAGGGAACACUGGUAGCAUCUGCCUCACGGAAAGGAACACUUAUUCGACUUUUUGACACUCAGACACGAGAGCAACUUGUGGAAUUACGUCGUGGUACGGACCCUGCUACUCUCUACUGGUGAGGCCAGAAUCCAAAUCCUUGCUGUAUUGUAAGUUAGAAUACAUGUUGUGGGGCUGUCAGUACUUCACUACAUUAGCUGGAGUAAAGAUUAGAGGUGGUUCUUAAAAUGCCAGGUUUUACAUAUGGCCUAUAUCAGUUUUUCAUAAAACAGACAAUGCAAAAUUAUGAACCAUUCUGGCAUUACAUUUUUACAUAUGUUCCAGUAAUCAAUGAAAUCUUGUUACUAGUCUAUCAUAACCAGUACAGCAGAAUGUAGUGGUUAUGGUUCUAGAAAACCCUUUGUGCCAUCUCAUUGUAAAGAGUCAAACAAACUUUCAGUUGUUUUGACACUUACCUGGGUAUAUGCUGUCCAGCACCUAGACAUUUUCCUUAACAGGUAUUUCAUGUGUUCACAUUAGCAAUAUCAGCUCUGUCCAUCUUAGGUUGGAUUUUAUAGACUGAGAGUGUCGGCUGACAUUGCUCAACCAAUGAAUCGAAUCUCACCUAAAGCAGAUAAAAUUGUUACUGCUGGAGUGGAACUACCACUUUAGCAAUAUCUGUGAAGAACGGCACCCGAAAUGCCUGGGUAAGUGUCAAACUGUUCUAAAACUGUUUAAAUCUUAAAGGGACACUGUAACUGCUUCAUCUAAUUACAGUGUCUGGAGUCCCCUGGUGCUGUCCUUCCAUGUAGUAUCAAACUGUUUUUUCUAAUAUUUUAAUGCCAAACAAAAGUACUCGGCAGAACCACUGACACAGAAUGCGGUCAGUAUAAUUAACCUUAAUUUUUUUUUUUCAGUAUUAAUUUCAGUCAUGACAACUGCUUCCUGUGCAGCUCCAGUGAUAAAGGAACUGUUCAUAUCUUCGCUCUUAAAGACACCAAACUCAACCGUCGUUCAGCGUAUGUAUUACAGGUUUAGAAAGUAAUGUAGACAAAAUGGCCAUUUAGAUAGCAGAUUUCACUGUAAUUACAAGAGGUUAACCACAACCUAAAAUUAUUAAAAAUAAAUAACUGAUACAUUCUAAAAUGUUGGAUCACUAUAUAAUACUGCAGUUAAUGGGUCACUUCCAACGCUAAAAAGUAAGAUUUAUUUCAAAGUUUAGGGUGCAGAGAGUACCGUGUGUUUCUUUCCAGGAUAGCUUAUUAAAAUAGCAGCAUUUUUCAAAUGUUUUCUUCCUCGUUUGCGGUUUCCCCCCCACUUGUGCUUGUGCACACAUCAAACCCACAAUGUGGACAGACAUCUCACCUUAACCUUGCUGUUUAUAAACUGAUAGAGCUGUGGAAUGACUGCUUUAUGAUGAGUGGAAUUGCAGGUGGUUGGGGAAGAUUAUGCCACUGGACAGGGAUUAUAUCAGACUUAACAGACCAUAAUAAUGAUUGGUGGAGCCUCUUCCUGGUUAGGCAGGAGUUGCCUGCUGCUGACACUUGCUGCGCAAGAAUAGCAGCUUUGGGAUUUUUUAAAGGUAAUUUUUACUUACCCGAACCUGUCCCAGACAGGCAAAUCCUGCCUCCUUCUUCUUGCCGGCCCUCUACUGCUCCUGGUGCUUCAGCAGCCAGGAGCUGAAGUUACUGCUGCACUCUUGCACACGCGCCCAGGAUCCUCCAUAGAUAGUUAACUUCUCUGCAGGACUGGGGGGAAUAACACAGCUUCACGGUGGUAGCUCUGCCCAGUGUCAGGAGUAGGAAAAGUACUGAGCUGAGACAAAUUAGCCCCUACUUCGUUUCAGUAUAACUUUCGCAGAGCAAAUUGAAUUAGCCAGCAUUCACAAACACUGGUUGUGCUAUAUUUAUGGGUGUGUAAGUAUAUAUUACACACACACAAAGAUUUAUAUGUGAGGAUAAGUGUUCAAAUAUAGUUGUGUACUAGUGAUACCGUACCUGUUAACUAUUUAGUGUGAAAACUAAUAAGUACUUUUCUUAUUGUGCUUUUAGCUUGGCACGAGUUGGGAAGGUUGGACCCAUGAUAGGUCAAUAUGUGGACUCACAGUGGAGUUUAGCCAGUUUCACCGUGCCUGCAGAGUCUGCUUGUAUCUGUGCUUUUGGCAAGAACACAUCAAAAAAUGUGAAUUCUGUCAUAGGUGAGGCACAUUUCUGAUACUUUAUUGUUCAAGCCUUUAAGUUGCUCUUGAAUGCAAAAAUCAUGGAAGAUUUUAAUUAAUUAUUUUCUUUAUUCCUCAGCCGUCUGCGUAGAUGGAACUUUUCAUAAGUAUGUCUUCACCCCAGAAGGAAACUGCAAUCGAGAAGCUUUUGAUGUUUAUCUGGAUAUAUGUGACGAUGAUAUCUUCUAAAAUGCUCCAACACAGACUGUGCAUGACAUGAUGGUGCCUCAUCCUAUGUAGAAAGCCAUACGAUAAACAGCUUGAGAGCAUUUUGUAGAUAUUAAUGUUACAAGUUGGACAGUCCUCCCUUGAGAAAAUUGCUGCACUGUGUUUUAUUACUGUAUAUAGACAUAUUGUUAAAUUAGCAUAUACUUUGUGAUCUUCAUCUACUUUUAACGUUGGUAAAUAAGCCUAAGGGACUCUAGGCUGUAGUUUCAGUAUUACACAGAAACUGGUAUUAUUCCUAGAAGUAAAUAUUUGCCUACAGCCCAUAUUUGCGUUAGCCAUUCAGCAUUAGCCUGAGAUGUCUUCUUAAUCAAUUCCACCACAGUCUGAAUAGAAAGGGGAGGAAAUGUGGAUAACAAACAUUGCAGCCAUUUUUCAAAUCAUGUUUGGUUUAUUUAAAGUGGGAUUGUCACUAGGUGGAAAUGACAAAUCACUUUUACCUCAAACAGCUGCUGAGGCUAUUAUUGGAAUACAUAGCAUAGGAGAGGUAAGUAAAAUGCUGAAUUACCAAUAGUGCACUUCCAUUUCAGGAUGAGAUGGUCCCCUGAUGCUUCUGGCCUGUGCAAAGAAAUGCUGUGGGGAUAUGUGUGUGUGUCUGUCUGUGGGGGGUGGAGGUGUUUAAAUGAAUGUAAAUGGCAUGCUCCGGCUGGGCCAGGACAGCCAGUUUUUAUGAAGUAAAGACUACCAUGAUUUAUAAAAAAAAAAAGUAAAACAACUCAACCAAAAGUCUACUUUUUAUUAUCGAACUGUGACAGUUCCACUUUAAACAUCUGCUGGUCAUGAUUAAUUACUAUUGCCAGAGUUACUCAAUAAACUGCGAAUUGCAAAUUAAAACCAACUGACAAAAUUCAGGCUGUCACACCAGAAGACUUGGAUAAUUUUUUUAGCAACUAUUUUAGCCUACAUUUUGCCAUUUUGGUAUUACAUAUUUACAUAUUGGAGUUGAACAUUAUUCAUUUUCAGCUAGGUAAGAAAAAGAAUAUAAUUUGGCCAUAGGUUAAAAAUGUUUCAGGUUUUGAUAACCAUUUUGCUUGGACCAGAACAGUAGAGGGCUUGUUAAAGUUUGAAACAUCCCAAAGCUCUGUCCUAGUAGGUGUCGGAGUAGGGAUGAUAAUAAACUGAGAACCUAUGAGUUCAAGAACACAUUUUAAGGUUUGUCCUGGUAUCAGCAGUGGCCAGGCUGAGAACUCAAUGUGUCUUUUGGAAAGGUUGUCCUGCUUCUCAUGUGAAUAGAUACUGUUUGUACAACAUUAUUAACAAUGCUGAGAAAUCUCUUUAAAAAGUGGAGUGUAAAUAAAAAAAAAUUCUGAAUAUGAAUUAUUGGCUCUGUUAUCUAUGUUUGGCUAAUACAUGUGACUGUAAACCUUCAUCACUCCAGAUGCUGUAGACUACAUCUCCCCUAAUGCUUUGCCUGCAUUAUGGCUGUAUGAGUAGAUCAUUAUGGGAGAUGUAAUCUACAACAUCUUGAGUGCUAAUGUUUGCCUUCCCCUGGUGUAAAUCAAGGUGAUGUGUUUAACGAAGGACAGGUGAAGUCUCUCCACAAAUUUCUACUGACUUGCUACAACAGACAUAAGUCAUGUGUAUCACAACAAACAUUACACUUAAAGGGAAAAUGGUCUUAUUUUAUAUUUAUUGUACAAAGGAGUUUGGGUUGAGGAGCUUAUUGGCCAUGUGGCUCAGCCGUGGGAAUUAGGAGCCUUCACCUACUGAGGCAGGCGUAGAAACAAGUAGCCGAUUAUGCGCUUACGUGGCUGAUAUGCCCAAAAAUAGAGGGAUUUCUGUGGUUAGGCUAAUACUUGGUAAGGUAUUGGAAGCAAGUGGUAGUGCUUGAGAAAGGCGCAAAGCAGGUAGCCGGUAGCUGGCUCAGCGUUACCAUGUGGGGGGAGUAGUUAAGGGUAGUGCUCAUUGACCCAUGAGCACCAAUGAAGGGGUGGGGGUGAGGGAGGAUGUAGUCGGUCUGACUGUCCAUUAAGGACUGGUUUAAAAGCAGCUGCAAAUUAUAGAAGUGAUAUAACUUGAACAAACAAAUAAAAAAACUAAAAUGUAAUUUCAAGUCUAUUGGCACACUUCUCUGCAAGUGGGUCAAAUUGAGCACAAGUCCACUGGUGGUGUUUCAGCCUGUAUCAGCCUCAGAGCGCGGUACAAAGGGGACUAUAUUGGGUAGUGUCCAGGGGUGUUGGUUUUGCGCCUGUCUAGCCCCAGGCUGCGGAGGAAAGGGUCAGAUUCUUCAUCCAAUGAGAGUCGGCAGGUGGUCUCUCCCUGGGUGGCCACGAGUGUGCAUGAUGGGCCCCAUCUGUACUGGAUAUUAGCUUCUCGGAGGGUCCUAGUGACCCGGCUGACUGAGCGUCUCCAUUCCAGUGUGGCCCUGCAGAGAUCAUGCAGAAAGGGGAGUUGUGAUUUUUCGAAUGGGAACAGACAUUUGUUCUUGAGUGCAUCCUUCACUGCAUGUUUAUCUCAGAGGGACAGGAAUCGAAGGAGGACAUUGCGUGGUGUGCCUGCCGGUGCCCUGGGAGACUUGGGCACCCUGUGUGAUCUGCCCACUUGUAUAGUCUUCACCUGCUUGGGAUGCAGAAUCGCCGACAGAAGGUGCCGGAUGACGUGGGGUAGCUCCGUGUCAUUAACCGUUUCGGCGAUACCUCUGAUUUUUAUGUUGGUGAGUCUCCUGGCAUCUUCCAUUGAAUCCAGUUGUUGUAUUUGUUCCGUUGCGCCUGACUGGCGUUGUGCUAUGGAGGAGUUAUUGACAGGGCACUGCUGAAUUUUGGUUUGUAUUGUUAUUUUCCCCGACUUCAGUCCAGAGCACUGCAGACAUGCGACUGCUCUCAGUGAUGGUCAGGCCACGCCCCCACCCAUGGCAAUCUAAUGUCUUUCACAGUCAGACGUUUAGUUUAUCCAACCAAAACAGUGAAGGUAAUCAAAACCUAUUAAGCAUUACUAAAUGCUGACAUUAUCCAUAAGCGCAGAGCAUCUCAAAAUGCAUCCUGGGAAAGUGUAAGACCUUUAAAUUGUGCACUGUUUUAGCAAAUACAUGCUGCUUGUGACCUAACAGGUAAAGAUGGCUGCCCCCAUGGAGCAAAUGUAAGUAAGGAGAUGCACUGAAACAAUUAACUUAGUGUUAGUUACAAAACACUAGACAUGAGGCUCGAAUUAGGCUAGAUUGCAUUUAAACUUUAAGUAUUGUAGUGCUUCAACUUCCUUGAACAAUAGGUGGAGUGUAAAUACUAUUUUAUGGAUAUAUGGACCAGUUUUAUUAUUAAGGCCAUCUAUGAGCGACUGAAAUUUCUGGAUCAGCAGCAAAGUGGGCUUGGAUGGAUCCUUAUUGUGGGGAUUACCAGGAGACUUUGAAGACAAGGCUCACUAAUGAAAAUAUAUAUAUGAAGCAUCUUGAUGUUUGUUUUCUAUGUGGAAUCUGAUUUAUUUUUGCACUUGAAGGCUUACACCUCCAGCAAAAAAUCACUGAAGUGUUUAUGAUGCUUGGAGUAACCUUUUUACACGCUUAGCACCAAAAUAACUUUAGCUUAAGUGGUUUUGGUGUAUGUAUAGAUCAUGUCCCUGCAGUCUUACUGCUCAAGUCCCUGUCAUUUAGAAGUUAAAUCACUUUGUUUAUGCCGACCUAGCCAUACAUUUCCAGGUAUGACUAGGGCAGCACAGUGUGUUUAAUUUUAAAAUUUGUAUCUCUGCGCUAUUAAUUGCCUGCUAUAGACUACAGCAGCCUCCAGUGUAUGAUUAAAGUUCAGUCUGUCUAACACUGACGAGGAGAUGAGAACAAAGAAAUUAAACACAAAUGUAACAUUGAUUGAAAACAGCGGCACUUGUAAUAUAUAAACAAUAUAUAUUUAAACACUGGAAAUAUAACAGGGCACUGAUUUUACCCCAAUGCCGAUUACCAGCAAUGGAGAAAUCCCACUAAAAGUUCUCUGUGAGAAAGCAGAGGAUACUAUUUCAAGUUUCAAUCUCAAGAUGGUGAAUGGAUCCAGGUUAAAGUUUGUCUUUUUCUAAUUGCGAUUUCACUUACGGAUUGGUCUCUUAUUCCUAUUUUCAAGAGUUUAAGAGUCUAUUAAGCAGGAAUGGCCAAAAAGGUUGACAGCAGGUGUAAUUCUAUGAAGUUUUGCCAGCAUAGAAUUAAUAACUUGCAAGGGUAAACAUCGCUGAUAACAUUCAAAGGUUCACUUGAGCAUAAUUAGAAGAAAAACCUAGCUUGAAUCCAAAAGAACCAGUGAAUCUGCGCAGAGGAAGACAUAAGACAGUGAUAGUUGUGGAAGUAGUCAGGUAUCCUCCGUGGGAGGGCCAAAUCUGUCCAUUGUCUGUAUCACAAGUGAAAGAUGUUCAAGAAAGGAGCUGAUGGACACACGUAGUAUACGUGCUUCAUCUGCUUGCCAGUGCCUGCGAAAGAGUCACAGCAUUAAUGAAACAUCAGCUAAUCAGAAAUAUGU
Pelobates cultripes (western spadefoot toad) is the source of this 9855-nucleotide messenger RNA. Lineage: Eukaryota; Metazoa; Chordata; Amphibia; Anura; Pelobatidae. The record is from the annotation of a GenBank genome assembly.